Messenger RNA from Ictalurus punctatus (channel catfish), 972 nucleotides. It is a transcript of the gene ucrp, whose product is annotated as ubiquitin cross-reactive protein. Gene Ontology annotation, molecular function: ubiquitin protein ligase binding; protein tag activity. Gene Ontology annotation, biological process: modification-dependent protein catabolic process; protein ubiquitination. Lineage: Eukaryota; Metazoa; Chordata; Actinopteri; Siluriformes; Ictaluridae. The record is from RefSeq and is marked provisional. Gene Ontology annotation, cellular component: nucleus; cytoplasm.
GGAGGAUUGUGUGAUCUUGUAUCCGUUUGGCAAGAACCCAAAGAGAAAAAAGCUUUUUUAGGACGCAUACGACAUUUAAAAGGUCAUUAAAAAAUUGAUAUGAUGGAGCUGAUCAUCACACUCCUGAAUGGACAAACGCAUAACGUGCACGUGAAUCCAAAUGCCACCGUUGGUGAACUCAAGAGAGAAAUUGCCCCACGCUUUAAAGCAAGACCUUCACAGCUGAAGCUUUCCAUCACUAAUGGACAAAUCUUGCAGCUGGACCAGGACCAGAAGACUGUGGGCGAUUACGGCCUGAGGUCAGGAUCAAAAGUGAUGCUGCUGAUCUGCACGACCCCCGUACCGUUUCAGGUGUUCGUGAAGAAUGAGAAGGGCCAGACGAAAACAUAUGACGUCACUGACGAUGAGACCGUCGAUCAGUUGAUGAGGAAGAUCUACCAGAAAGAAGGUGUACCAGUGGACCAGCAGCGGCUGAUCUACGAAGGCCGACAGCUCGAAUCUGGCUGGAAGCUGCAGGAUUACAACAUUGUUUCUGGAAGCACCAUUCACAUGACCCUCCGUCUGCGUGGAGGCUGAUGGGACAAAAACACGUGGAGAUCAUUUUAGACCAAAGCAAUUGUUCUAUUUAACACAACUAAAAUAUUCUUAGGAAAUAUACAAGUACAUUGCAGAUACAACUAAUGAUUAUUUUUAUUUAAACAUUCCCUUUUCAUAAUUACAGGGUUAUUCUUAUUUUUCCAGAGUUUCUACUAUUGUUCCCAUGUCUGAAGUGACAGUUGUUAACAAAUUACAUAAAAAUGUGAUAAAAUGAUGACGCUAUGAUGUAUAGCUUAAAAAGGAAUAUAAUGGCUUGCUUUUAGGGACUGAGGAGAACCUUCAGUGGGAAAUAUAUUUUCUUAUGGUUUAUUUUGUGAUGACUCUUAUAUGUUCAAUAUUUAAUAUCUAUGUAAAUAAAAAUAUUUAACAAAACGA